UCUUUAAAUGCCUCCGCCGCAGGUUGGACCGCAUUUUGACGCGAGCCAAAACCUCCCACACGCAACACAUUUUGCGCGCGCAAAAGUGCUAACCGCGCUGUGCGACCACUCAUCGUGGCCGUACCUGAUAGUGUCGUGUGCACGUGCACGUUUUGUAUUUGUUUGUGCAUUAUACAAAUCCAACGCCAGGGUCCGGUCUAGUCGCCGACCACCGGUCACAGACCAGUUGCAGUCAGAUCUCCGUGUGAAGUGGUCAAAGUUUGGGAAACAAACUUCCUCCAAGGCACACCGCUAGUGACCGCCGUAGUAGUAGUGUUUGGAAGUUUUGAAAGUGUACUAAGGGUAGUGGACGAGUUGCUUUUUUUUUGGGUGACAAAGUUGUAGCAGUGACUAUCACUAGUGAAAAUGGCCGCCGUCUGCUUCGGGUGCAAGGAAGAGAUUAAGGACAAGAUGCUGGAGGCACUGGAAAAGAGCUGGCAUCCGGAGCACUUUGCCUGCAAGGAGUGCAAGAAGCGCAUCGCCGAAAAUAAGUUCCACGAAAGCGAAGGGCUUCCGGUGUGCACCAAGUGCUUCGAGUCGAAGAUACAGGCGAUCUGUGCCGCGUGCCGCAAACUUGUAACCGAGAAAGUGGUGAAGGCGAUGGGCAAGACCUGGCACCUGGAGCACUUUAUCUGUGGUGGACCGUGCAAGCAGCAGCUGUCGGGCAAAACGUUCUUCGAGCGCAAUGGCAAACCGUACUGUACCGCCGACUACGAGCGGCUGUACGCGCCCAAGUGUGGCGGCUGCAAGAAACCGAUCGCCGAGAAAGCGUUGUCCGCGCUGGAAAGCAAAUGGCACAAGGAGUGUUUCAAGUGCAAGCUCUGCAAGGAACCGAUAGGAGCGGACGCCAAAUUCCGGGCCGACAAGGAAAAGCAACCGAUCUGCGAGAAGUGUGGCAUAUAGGUGCCUCUGCUGUGCGCUGCUUCUCUUCUGCUGCUGCGAGUUGUUGUUAGACGUAAAAAUGUAUCGUGUAUUCGCGUGUGCCAUUUUGUUAAGCGACCUAACCUAACUUGUUACCAACAAACGGUGACCAGGUGUCGGAUAUUUAUGAAUAUACCGUCCGUUUGAGUAUUUAGUGGAUCUUUGCGCCAGAAGUGGCCCAGCUAGUGGUGUUAAGUAUUAUCUGUUUCUUCUUCUUCAUCUCACUUUUCUGUAUAUACAAAAUGACUCCGAAUCACAUCGACAAAUGUUGCGCAGGAGAAGGAGAUCCUCGCCGCAAAUCUAUCAAGUGCUAUCUCAUAUUCACGUUGUUUGCUAUUAAAUAAAUAGAUAAUUUAUUGUUGCAUCUUGCAGACAGAG
Anopheles stephensi (Asian malaria mosquito) is the source of this 1338-nucleotide messenger RNA. RefSeq names its product leupaxin-like. Gene Ontology annotation, cellular component: Z disc; nucleus. Gene Ontology annotation, molecular function: transcription coregulator activity. Lineage: Eukaryota; Metazoa; Arthropoda; Insecta; Diptera; Culicidae. The record is from RefSeq and is a predicted model, not a curated record. The coding region runs from base 406 to 942 and encodes 178 amino acids. The transcript has 4 exons.